GGUAAAUUCGGGUAUGAAAUAGUUGCUACUUAAGCCGUCGGUCGAACUACAUUCCUUCCUUAACACACAUCACACUCUACAAAAAUAUCAAAAAUGGCAUUGGGAACACUCUACUCUUUCAGAGAUAACACUCGUACUGUUUCUCUUCUCAAGCUUGCUGAGAUGAACGGCGUUAAGCUUAACUUGGAAGAAACUUUUGCUCACCAAUUUUCUCCGGAAUUGGCUGAAAAGUUCCCUCUCCAAAAGCUCCCUUGCUUCAUUGCUGAAGAUGGGUUCUCUCUGUUUGAGUACAUUGCCAUCCUGAAUUACAUUGCCUCCAAGGGUGCUGAUUUGAAGGGCUUCUUUGGUAAGGAUGCCAAGGAGCAAGCCCAAGUGAACGAGGCUAUCAACUUUGCCAACACGGAGUUGCUUAAGGGUCAGAUUAUCGCUCCUUGGAUCCGUAUGUGCAGAGGUGCCAUGCCCUACAACAAGAGAGUUUUCGAGACCACGAAGGCUGCUUCCUUGGAUAUUCUUGCAUACUUUGACCGUCAUUUGGCUGACCGUACCUACUUGGUCGGCAACCGUCCCACCAUGGCUGACUUGACGACUGCUACUUUCUUGCGUGUUUAUUACCGUUUCAUUCUCACAAAGGAUCUGCGUCUCCAGUUUACGAACGUUACUCGCUACUACGUUACCAUGUACCAUCAAUUCAAGCUCGAGGAGCACUUCCCUCUUGAGCUUAUUGACAAGGUGGAAAUUGCCAAGGCCAACUAGUUUCUUUUUUGAUUGAAUAUAUGAACAAUACAAUACAAUACAUCAUAAAUUACCCA
Messenger RNA from Schizosaccharomyces japonicus yFS275, 809 nucleotides. RefSeq names its product glutathione S-transferase. The record is from RefSeq and is a predicted model, not a curated record. NCBI's taxonomy places the organism in Eukaryota, Fungi, Ascomycota, Schizosaccharomycetes, Schizosaccharomycetales, Schizosaccharomycetaceae. Bases 94 to 753 code for a protein of 219 amino acids. The transcript has 2 exons.